Molecule: messenger RNA, 724 nt
Organism: Bactrocera neohumeralis
Lineage: Eukaryota; Metazoa; Arthropoda; Insecta; Diptera; Tephritidae
Exons: 3
Coding region: 65-637 (190 amino acids)
Source: RefSeq, a predicted model, not a curated record
GGCAGCAGCCAAACAAGAAGUGGAAGGAGGUGGUGCACCUCACCACUCUAUUAUAGAGUUUUUAAUGGAAGAGGCGGAAUUUGAGGCUCCAACUGCGCAAUUGUUUCAUAAACGAUUUUUACAAAAAUCGCAGUUGGAUGUCCCAUGGGAUCUGGUGCGGUGGAAGGUCCGAUAUUUGAAGGCGCAGUACCGUAAAGCCAAUGACUGGCUCACGUCAACUUGUGCAGGACUACAAGAUGAAGCUGACGGCAGAAAUAUCGAAGCAAAAAUUGCUAAAAUGUGUCCAUAUUACGACCAGCUGAGGAAAAUAUUUGGAAAGCGGUUGGCGGCCAUGCAACCGUUACCGGUUGAAGGUAACCUUCCUUCGCCUCAGUUAUGCCCAGUUAGUCCUGCACCAGAAUUCGAAGUAGAAUUCUUGGAAGAAGAAUGUGUACCUGCUACGCCAUCAAAUGCCGCACUUCAAUCGCACCAAUCUCCACACCGGUAUCAACAUACCAACGGUCAAUUCGGCCUCCGAAAUCAUCCGUUAGAAAAUUGGCGGCUAUCCAAACAGAAAAAAUUGCUAUGGAAGCGAAGAAGCUGGAGUUUAAUAAAUAUAAAUUCCAGGAGGAAAAGAAAAUUCAAGAAAGAAAGUUAGAUAUUGAGUCAAAAAAAUUAGACAUAGAGUUGAAAAAAAUUUACAUGAUGAAAAAUGCAAGAUGUUAGAAUUAGAAAUGAAAGAAAG